AUGGACAUAUAUAGGUUUUGUGAACCUAGACAUCCGACUGCCAUAGUUCAAUAUGCAUCUAAGUUCUAUGAAGACUUCAACAAAGCUAAGUUGCAGAUUCCGCCUGUUGCUGCUACCAGUAGUCAUCAAUCUUCUCCUUCAACUUCUGCUACAGACCAGCAUGUUCAAAGAUGGAGACCACCAGUGCGUAAUGGUUACAAACUAAAUGUGGAUGCUGCUACUAAUAUAGAGCAAAAGAAGUUGGGUAUUGGGGCUAUUCUUCGAGAUCAACAUGGAACAGUGUUGGCUGCUUUGUCUAAGGCAGUACAAGGGAGUUUUAAAUCGGAUGAGAUGGAAGCAAAAGCGCUCUUUCACGCUGUCAACUGGGUUUCGCAAUCACAAUUUCCUCUUACUCAUAUUGAAACUGAUGCUUCUCGGGUCUCAAAUGCCUUAAACAGAUUAAAUUUCGAUUUAUCAUGCUUUUCUGAUCUUAUUAUGGAUAUUCGUUGUCUUUUGUCCUCUUUCCCUCAAGUUUUAGUUACUCAUGUGAAACGAACUGCUAAUCAAGCAGCACAUGGCUUAGCUAAAUAUGCUUUGGGGUUGGAUGAAGACUUUGUUUGGAUAGGAGAAAUUCCCUAUCCUGUUUUCUCUGAUGUUGUAAAUGAUUCCAAUUUAUAA
This is a messenger RNA of Cannabis sativa, 657 nucleotides long. RefSeq lists its product as uncharacterized. NCBI's taxonomy places the organism in Eukaryota, Viridiplantae, Streptophyta, Magnoliopsida, Rosales, Cannabaceae. Gene Ontology annotation, molecular function: RNA-DNA hybrid ribonuclease activity; nucleic acid binding. The record is from RefSeq and is a predicted model, not a curated record. Bases 1 to 657 code for a protein of 218 amino acids. The transcript has 3 exons.